CGAUUCACGGCUAGAUGCGUAUACUUAAUAUUAUAUUUUGUAGUGGUCACUGUUGCAGCAGUAAGUAGAUAAUAUAGUCGUAUAGAAUAAUUGUUGGAUUCGAAUAUUCGUGAGUCGAUUCUCGGUGCACACUACGAGUAAAUUCGGAAAAAGUAAUCGUCGGCAUUCCAAAUAGGUGUUUGAACUGAAAUCUGUUUAAUUUGUAGAUGAUCGUGAAAAUAGAAACUUUAUAAAUGGCUUCAAUCCCUACACUUAUUGUCUACGUCGCUGUGGUACUGGUCGCGUUUUAUAUCAAUGACCGAUACAGUACCAAAAUAAAAUUACUCGAAUCCUAUGAGCAUAAUAUAAAUAUAACAUUUGGGCCACUGAAUCUAGGAAAUGAUUCUUCUUGCAACGCACUUGAUUUUCAACUGAAUUAUAAAAAGCAUGCAGAUCUCGGAAUAUUAUUUUCCAAUUAUGCUGGUUAUAUGUCCAUGGUGAGCUUGUUUAAACUUUGGACAAGCCAACAAAAUGAUAAAAUAUUCUUUGGCACUCUUAAACUCAACGACAAGACUGUAAGUGCUGUUGCAAAAGGGCCAGGACGUAACUUUUUUGAAAUGUUUGAGCAAACAGUCAAUAUUGCCACAGAUAUAAACACAAUUAUAACUUAUGGCCAAUGGAAUUUAUUACCACUAAGUGGUGAUAGCCGCAGCCUUGAAAUAUGUUCAAAAGACAUCAAGUCGUUUCAAAAUUUAUUACUUUAUAAUUUCUUCAACUCAGUUAUUAGUGAUGAUAGCGAUAAUAAAUCUCAUUCGUUAAUUGAAGCAUGGAUCGCUGCACAUGUGAGUGUUGAGCUUUUAGUUCUAAAGGUCUUACAUGGAUAUCGUUAUGUACCAAAUAUUUAUGCUACAUGUGGUCGAGUUUAUUUCGUUGAGGACUGUGGUUACACCUUACAGUAUCACAUGAGCAAUAUGAAUUUGACUAAUAGAUUAUUAGUGGCCAAAGAGUUACUAACGUUGGCAUUGGAGCUUGCAGAUGGUACGGCUCAUCAAAGUUAUUCAUUUUAUCUCACUGAUUUAACAGCUGAUAAUAUAGCUGUACGGUUGGAUAAAACAACUGGGUUAUUACAGUCACUGAAAGUUAUCGACUGGAGUGAUGUUAUAAUUGCUGUCAAUAAUCAUAGUAUGAAGAAAACCGAUGAUAAAAUGAUACAUGCCAGUAAACAUAUUGAUUGUGGAAUCGGUUGUUUAGUUUAUUCAAAAGAAGAAAUUUGUGAAUCAAGAAUCAGUGAUCAUAAUGUAUAUGCUGUUUGCAAAGAAUUCUUAAGCGGCGAUGGUGGUUUGUUACAUGAAAUAACAGAUCUAGAUAAAACAAUCAAGUCACCAGAAAAGGAAGUAAAAAAUCUUGCAUCUUUAUUAAACAGUUGUUUGUGGAACUUCGAUGUUGAAAAGCAAUCUGAAAUGAAUAGAUUAGAUACUGCCAAAUUGAUAAUAAAAUCAAUUCAACUCAUUUAUGACUUUGAAACGUCUGAUAUUACUUAUGCUGAUUAAUAAAUAAAAAUAGAAUUUUGACCAAUCGUA
Messenger RNA from Aphis gossypii (cotton aphid), 1559 nucleotides. RefSeq lists its product as uncharacterized. NCBI's taxonomy places the organism in Eukaryota, Metazoa, Arthropoda, Insecta, Hemiptera, Aphididae. The transcript has 6 exons. Bases 234 to 1529 code for a protein of 431 amino acids. The record is from RefSeq and is a predicted model, not a curated record.